This is a messenger RNA of Canariomyces notabilis, 1680 nucleotides long. Its product is annotated as general substrate transporter. Gene Ontology annotation, cellular component: membrane. Gene Ontology annotation, molecular function: carbohydrate:proton symporter activity. Lineage: Eukaryota; Fungi; Ascomycota; Sordariomycetes; Sordariales; Chaetomiaceae. The coding region runs from base 1 to 1680 and encodes 559 amino acids. Gene Ontology annotation, biological process: glycerol transmembrane transport. The transcript has 3 exons. The record is from RefSeq and is a predicted model, not a curated record.
AUGGCCCCUCCAAGGUUCAUGGGCCUCUCAGGCCGGCCCCUCUCACUAAUGGUCUCGACUGUAGCGACAACAGGCUUCCUCCUCUUCGGAUACGAUCAAGGAGUCAUGAGCGGCAUCAUCACCGCCCCGGCCUUCAACAACAUGUUUCAGGAAACAAAAGACAACUCGACGAUGCAGGGGUUUGUAACCGCCGUCUACGAGCUGGGAUGUCUAGCGGGGGCUAUGCUCAUUCUCGGCAUUGGCGAUCUUCUCGGGCGACGGAGGGCCAUCAUUCUGGGAGCCAUCAUCAUGCUCCUCGGCGUCAUUAUCCAGAUCACGGCUAUGCACUGGGCGACGCCCUUGGCUCAGUUGAUCGUGGGAAGAGUCGUCAUGGGGGUCGGAAACGGUAUCAACACUUCGACCAUCCCUACUUAUCAAGCCGAAUGCAGCAAAACGUCGAACCGAGGCCUUCUCAUCUGCAUAGAAGGGGGCGUCAUUGCAUUCGGAACCCUGAUUGCGUAUUGGAUCGACUACGGCGCAUCUUAUGGCCCGGAUGACCUUGUCUGGCGCUUCCCCAUCGCGUUUCAAGUCGUCUUUGCCAUCUUUAUCGUCGUUCCGAUGAUCUUCCUCCCCGAAUCCCCAAGAUGGCUGUUGAGCCACCAACGUGUCGAGGAUGCCGACAGAGUCAUCUCGGCGCUCCGAGGCUAUGAAAUAGACAGUGAAGAGACCGCCCUUGAGCGCAACGUCAUCAUGGACUCCCUCCGCGCCGCCGGCGGCUACGGCCAGAAGAGCACCCCUAUCAAGGCCCUGUUCACUGGGGGCAAGACGCAGCACCUCCGACGCAUGCUGCUGGGCUCUUCUUCGCAAUUGAUGCAGCAAAUAGGGGGGUGCAACAGCGUCAUUUACUUCUUUCCGCUUUUGUUCGAGCAGUCCAUCGGGGAGGAUCACAACAUGAGUAUGCUCCUCGGUGGCGUCAACAUGAUCGUCUACUCGAUCUUUGCUACCACCUCCUGGUUCGUUAUUGAACGGGUUGGCAGGCGGAAGCUCUUCCUGAUCGGGUCUGUCGGGCAAUGCUUGAGUAUGGUGAUAACGUUUUCCUGCCUCAUCCCUGGAACGGCAUCGGCGGCCCGGGGUGCUGCAGUUGGACUGUUUACCUACAUCGCCUUCUUCGGUGCGACCUGGCUCCCCCUGCCGUGGCUGUAUCCUGCCGAGGUCAACCCGGUCAAGACAAGAGGCAAAGCCAAUGCUACCAGCACCUGCGUGAACUGGAUGUUCAACUUCCUUGUCGUCAUGGUCACGCCGAUCAUGGUGCACAACAUUGGCUGGGGAACCUACCUCUUCUUUGCCGCCGUCAACGCGUGCUUCAUCCCCAUCAUCUGGUUCUUCUACCCGGAGACGGCCCGCCGCUCGCUCGAGGAGAUUGAUAUCAUCUUUGCCAAGGGCCACGUUGAGAAAAUCUCGUACGUCAAGGCCGCCGAGGAGCUGCCGCAUCUCCAGCCCGCAGAGAUCGAGGAGUACGCCAGGCGAUAUGGGCUCGUCGACACGGUGUCUCGGAUUGGCGGCGGCCGCCAGGCACGGGAUGAAGAGGAGAAGGCCACGACGUCUGAACGGUCCAACAGCGAUGUGGUCGUCAAUGAACACGGGAUUGAGGCCGAUCUGGGGAGUGGGUUGAAGAUGUCUGAGCGCGCUGAUCGGGAUUAA